UUCCUCCUUUUUACCAAAGUCUUUCCAUCUCCUGGCCGGAAUAAAGACUCAAAGAUCCAUCGUCAAACGAAGAGUCCACUUUUCCUCUUCCAUUCUAUAUAAACACUUUAGAGGGAAAAAGUUACGAACUUACACUACACUCUUUUCUGUGCCCAAACCAUGGAUUCAGUUCCUUCUUCCGGUGCUUCUCAAUUCCUCGCCAAUCUUCCCUCUCGUGGCACCUUCACUUCCCCCUCCAUCUUCUCUCAUCAGGGUGGGAUGCGGGUUUACGUAUGCGAUCAUGAAACCACACCACCAGAAGGGCAACAUAUUAAAACCAAUCAACAGAAUAUACUGAUCAGAGCACUCAAAUUGAAGAAUGUAUCUGACAAUUCAAAAAAGAGAACUGCUGAGAAGGCCUUGGGUGCUUCAGCCAAGAAACCAAAUAACCAAACAAACUCUCAACAAGAGGGAUCAAACAGUCAAACAUCUAAUAGGAACUUUCAGAGCUUGACUGUAGAGAGACUUCGAGCUCUUUUGAGAGCUAAAGGUCUUCCAACCAAAGGAAAGAAGGAGGAGCUUAUUGCACGUCUAAAAGAUGCAGACGGGUCAGCAUAGCAUGGAGGGUGGAAUUCCUGGUCAAUCGGGCGUCCAAUGUAAAAGUAGUUAGUUUUUCUUCUUAAUGUAACAUAGGAUCUGGAACUAAAUUUGAAUAUUAUCUUUUUGGCCCUAUUGUCUACCGAGUGUCUUAUUAUGUAUUAUUUUAUGAUAGUUUUGUUAUAAAUUGAAAGCCUUAAUUUUAAUUCUUA
Messenger RNA from Vicia villosa (hairy vetch), 788 nucleotides. RefSeq lists its product as uncharacterized. The record is from RefSeq and is a predicted model, not a curated record. Gene Ontology annotation, cellular component: Cul4-RING E3 ubiquitin ligase complex. Gene Ontology annotation, biological process: positive regulation of proteasomal ubiquitin-dependent protein catabolic process. The coding region runs from base 160 to 597 and encodes 145 amino acids. The transcript is spliced from 6 exons. NCBI's taxonomy places the organism in Eukaryota, Viridiplantae, Streptophyta, Magnoliopsida, Fabales, Fabaceae.